AUGCCUUGGGAUUCUGUUGAAGUGGGACUAGCAGGUGGUGAAGAAACAGUUAAUUUUGGACCAAGAAAUGAAACUGGCUCGUCGUUAUAUCAAGUUGAUACUUUGGCUAGCGUGUCAGCCAGAGGAGAGGUAAACAGUUCAGCAUAUGCACUGAAAAAUCUGUAAUUUACUAAUCUAGUAAAACUGAAAGCAACUUAGUUUGGGGUUCUUCUGCCCCAGGAAACAAGAAUGAAAAAGAAUUGAGCCAUCUUGUUGCAGUACGCUAGUUAUUAGCCAAUGACUUCAGUUAGGUGUCCCCAAUUAGCUAAUCUACAGCAAAAACAUUGGCACGUUAAUAAAGUUUUCAUUCAUUCAUUCAUUCAUCUAUGCAGUUUGUCUUUCAUUUCGUUACGCGCGAAAUUUUUUAAGAAUUUUAUGACUAGUAAUGAUUCCAAUUUGACAUGAAUAUCUUUCCUGAUUGUACGGCAAAAUCAGAUAAUAUUAGUUUUUCCAAAAGAAAGUUCAAAGAUCUUAUGUUAAGAUUUAUUUUCUGUUUAGUUAAAACAAUCUCCUUGAAAUGGCCUGUAGAUGGAAAUUAGUGGAAUGACCAGCGAUUUGGGUAUUUUAGGUACAUAUGUACCUAGCUAGGUUGUUUUCUUUCAGGUUUACGAUAAAUUCGUAUCACAAUACACAGCAAAUUAUGUCGCAUUUCUUGAAUUCAAGUUAUUUCGUAUCAACAACUUUGAAAUUCAUAUUUUUGGUAUGAACUUUUUUGCUACUUAUGGUAUUUUGGUACCUCAUGAGGAAAAAAAAUUUAAGACAGUGUCCCACCCCUCUCUCUCCGAUUCUCCCCCCUCCCUUCCUUGUUGGGGCUGAAUUUUGUGAUGAACAGGGCAAGACAAACACUUUUUGGGACUAAAACCACAACAAAAAAUUGAGGAAUACAUUUUCGUAACCUAAAUCACAUAUUGUGUUGAUGAAGAAGUUACUUUCAAACUCAGAAAAUAAUGAACACCUGAAAUACUUUAUGUCCAGGGAACUACAAAACCACAAACUAAUUUUCCCCUUUGCAAUUGACAUCAUUAUGCAAAUUCUCUAUAACAUUCUCAAAACAUUUUCCAAGGUGCUGACAAGAAGAAUUUGUUUAACAAUCAAGAGUCUCUUUAGUUGGUGAUCACUGCCUUUAUUCUCAUGACCUUAAAGUUUGAUUCAGAGGUGAUAUUGUAAGGAGAAACUGGAUGCUAGUCACUCUUACAGGACUAAUUGGUGUAUUUUCCUUGACACAAUCAUGUUCUAGAAAUACUUGUGCUGAUCAUGGUUUUCUGAGUUUCUGCAAAAAGGAUCCAAGUAGAAUAACUGUAAAGAGAAUUAUUUUAAUGGUAAUCAAUUGUUUAACAGAUACAGAGUUGUCCUCACAUCUGUGGUGCUUCCUGUCCUGAGGGAUUUUGUUUCGUUGCUUCAUCUCAAGUGAUUAUGUUUGAUGCAAGUUGCAAUGAUAUUCUUGCAACAUUCAAUUUUGGUAAGAAACUUUGUUCUUUUAAUACAUUGAUUUGAAUUGGAUUGGUUUGUUUAUUUCAGUUUAAUGCAUUGUUUGAUGAAUGUUUGGUUAGUACAGAAGAAUUUUUCAAACCCUUGCUGGGGUUUCAAUAACUACAGUAUUUCCAUAAGUGGCUGUCAAUAGUAUAACAGGUAGCUGUACCCAGAAAGGGGCCAAAAUCCUUUAGCCCCUAAGAGUGACUAGCAUCUAAUUUCUCCCACUAUAUGACCCCUGAAUCAAACAUAAAAGUCAUGAGAAUUGAGGAGAUGAUCACCAACUGAAGCAGCUCUUGAUUGUUGAACACUCCUAGUUGGCCUCUUAAGAAAUGUAUAAAGAACAGUAUAGAGAAUAUGCACGAUGACAUUGAGGUGUAAGGGGCUAAGACCUAGACCCAAACAGGACAGCCUGCUUGCAAACUAAACUGAAUGUAGCUAGAGGUCUUAUAGGCAGCCUAGAGAGCUAAUAACUGGCUUUUGAUAAAACUGCUGCCUUUGUCUCAUCUUUUGAUUGCCUUUUUUGUUUUAAAGAAUGUGAGAUUGAUUGCAUAGCAUGGAGUGAAGAUUCCUUGUUUCUUGCCAUUGGUGAAAGGUAUAUUUACUUGAUUCAAAGGACAUACAUUUAGUUUUUGCCAUAUGCCAAUUAAGGUGUGCUGCAUAAAUGAAUCUCCCUUUGCCAAGGUUUAUGAUUGGGGAUUGGGAAGCAAAACCCAAUGGUUUGAAUCUUGUGUGGUAAAGAUUCAUUUGAGUAAAUGCUUGUAAAUACCAUUGUUACAUGUACCUGUUGAUGUCAUUAUCUCUAUUUAGAUCAGCUGCAAGCAUGCAGCUGAUUCUCAGUGAGAGCAGUUUUGUAUUGUCAGUGACUGUAGCAUCAUUCUAACAGGCAUUAGUCUUUACACCCAUUGAAGGUCACACUUCUUACAUCCCAUGUUAAUGUUCUUCCCUGCUUAAGGAAUAAGUGGAAAGUGUUUUAGUGAUAACUUUUCAAUCUUAAUUAGGUCAGGGACUUUCCACUUUGUUCAUUCAGCAUCAAGGCAAGUACUGUUUUCUCAGGUAGGAUAAAAACUGUUUUUUAGGUAUUUGAAUCCACUGUUGCAAGAGCAGUGCUGAAAUAUAAAAAUAAAAUCCCUGUUGCUAUGAUUUCUUCUCAUGACAACAAACAGUGAUUUUGGUUAUUCAUUUCAUCAGCUUCCUGUGAUCAUUAGGUUUGGAAGAGGUUCAAAACUUUAAGGCUCAAACUCUAUGCUUGGAAAAGCUCUGCAAAUCUGAUCAUGUUAUUUAAUUAUUUUGCAUACUCCAGAUAAAACUCGGGUAAUAAUCAUAGGUUGCCAUAUAAACAAGGUUCAGAAAUAAGAGGACAACCUCAGCCUCUUUGGAACUGUAGGGUACGAAAACUGUGUAAUGAUCAAAUAACAAUGAUAAAGUACUUGCUUUAAUAUAGGCACAGGUAUGGGGUCAGGCUGCAAGCACAUUUUGUAACUUUUGAAUCAGAUGGAUUUUUAAGAUUUGAUCUUUGUUGCCUUCUUGGUUGCAUCUCAGUUAACAACUGAAGUUUCCUAGAGGUGCUCCUUGAUUUAGAUUUAUCAGUUUUAAUUAACUUUCAAAGGACAUUAAAAUACAAAGUGAAAUUUUGCUUUUGUUCUUUAGAAGAAAUUUUUGUCAUUAGUUACUUGUUGUACAGCAGGAAUUUGAUCCUAUCCUGUUCAUAAUUUUUUCUCAGGAGCUUGAAUCCAAUGGGAAUUUAAAAUGCAGUGAAGAAUGUACCUUUAUUUCUAUGUUGUUUACAACUCCUAAAUGUGAAGGUAUGAUUGUAACUUAAUGAUAAAAGUAUUGAUAGUAAUAAUAACUAUGAUAGUGAUGAUUAUGAGAAGUUAACAGUGAACAUUCCAUGAGAGAAGUGAUGCCAGGGUCAUCCGAUAGUUUCUUUUACAUUAAGCAGGAAAUUGGUUUGGUAACCUAAGCUGAUUAGCAUUCCCACAUAGGGACAUGGAGUUCGGCAAUAGUGAGUCUUAGUAUCCCAAUGUGAUGGAAACAAGCUCUUCUUUUGUAAGCCACUUGCAUGGACUUCAGGCUUGAGCUUAACAUGAAUUUGUUUCACAAUCCUUUAGCAAAAAGGUUUCAUAUUUGACAAAUAGAUUCCAUGAUACUGUGCGUCUGUUCAGUAUUAGGUCAUAGAUGACAUCAAAAUGUAAAAUUAAUUAGCUUAUCAUAUAUUCUAUAAUUUUAUGUAUCCAUCUUGAAUGAUGUUGAGUUGUAAGCCUUAAAGAGUGUUUGAGAAGUAAUCUGACUCGUAAAUUUUGUCUGUUUUCUCAAGCAAGCCAUAACAUAAAUGUAGAAGAAGCUUGGCUCAUGUAAGGCUUAUGAUUAAAUUCAACUUUUUUUCUUUCUGUUGUGAACAGGAGGAUGUAAGCUUGUCAUUUUGUCUGCUUCUGGCAUGAUCACUCAGUUCUCUAACCUUUAUCUCCAGAAAUUGAAUGACGGUAUGUGUCCAUAAACAUCCCCUGCUGGCAUUACAAUAACAUUUGAUUUCUAGUUUCAUGUCUUCUGGAGUUUUAUCAAAAGCAGUAAAUAUAUGUAAUUUGGAAAUCAAUUUGGCAAUCAGAUGGAUUGUGUGAGUUCAUUGUAACGCAUGCUUAGUUAUUGAUUACUGUUUAAAAUAAAGAGGUUGCUGCAUUUUACAAUAUUUUGUUAUCUUCUCUGUAAAAGGGAAUUAAUAAAAAUCUCUGUUCAGUCACUAACACAUAUGAUCUUGAUCAAUAGCUAUUAAUGGAGGGCAGUUUGAAGUUGUUACUGAAGUAAGUGAGUUUGGUUUAGUGUUAUACAAUUGUAUAUUAUACUCCUUCCCCUUUUACUUAGUAUACAUGAGUGUUUUGCCAACUUUGCAGGGGGAGGGGGGGCUUAUUAGAGAGGAGGCACUUUAUGGAGGUAGGGCUCCGGAUUGAAUCUUUUUGGUAUCUUAGUCCUGAUUAGUCAGUGACAAAAGCAUUCAUAGGUUGUGGAGUGCAAUUCAGCCUUUCUGUAUUCUACUUCAUGGAAUAUGAAGCUUUUUAAUGAUGAGUGAUUAAUGCCACUAUAAAUUCCAAAAUAUUCCAUAUGAGUUGUUUCAUUGAUUUAACUUAAUUUAACUUUGUCUGUCAGUCACAGUUAUUCUGGAUAUAAAAUGGCCAUUGUAGUGUAAAGAAAGCACAAACAUUUUCCAUCCUGUUAAAAAGUGUUUUGAGAAAUGAGCAACUGGGACAUACAUGGAAGAGUGAGAGAGUGGUUUUGUAGCAAAUACUAUAAAUAAAUAGCAUGAAGUGUUUGUGUAUAUUGUGAUUUACUGUCACUCAUCAUGUUUUGAAAGGUUUUAACAUUUCACUUGCUCAUGGCUCUUUCAAUUGCAAAAACUUUCAAAACAUUACAUGUGCUAGAGAAUCAUGAAAUGCAGUCAUGUUUUGGUAUUCUCCUCUACACAUUCCUUGUUUUAUAGUACUUAUAGUCCAGCGGUUAUUCAUCAUUUGCAACUGGCUAAACUGUUCAAAUGCAACCUCCAACUUUAUAUCAACUCAAGUCUAACCUUACCCCUUUAAUGCCCACCCCUCCCCCCCCCCUCCCUUCCCCCCCUCCCCCAUGUUCAACCUUGCUCCCCACACUCCUAAGAUAAAGGUACAUUUUAUUCAAAAGUCAAGAAGGGAUUCCAAAAAGAGGUCUGGAAAAGGCACUACAUAGCACCCCCUUCAACUCAAAAGGUUUGACUUUCUAUUAUAAUUGCAUGAUACACCAGUCAUAGUCACCAAUUGUAGGGUCAGUGACUCGCCAUGCACUAAAUUUGAGGGGGGUGGAGUGCUUUUGGAAGUAUAAAUAUGUUUGGUUUCAGGCACCUUUUAUCAAUAUCUCCAGAACUACUCAACCAAAUGUUGUAAAAUUUAGGGGAGGCAGGGUAACUUUUGUAGUUACUUCAUGUGGGAUGCUCGACUGAACUUAAUAUUCUAACUUCAUGACUUGGUAGAUGACCCUCUUUUGACUUGUUCCUCAUCUUUAAUGGAGUUCUCCUUGUCAUAGAGAUCGAAACAACAUCCAUGCAAUUGUAAUUAUUAUUCCCAAGUGGGACAGUCAGACCUUAAAGUGAUUCUUGUCAAGCUCCCCAACAGUUUCUAAAUGUACCUUCCCCCUCAUCUACACAAUUGCCAUGAUACCAUCUAAUUAAUACAGUUGAAAGUCAAGCAGUAUUUUGUAAAUGAAGUCUUGGUAGAACUUCAACUUCUUCUUCAAAGGCACCUUAUGGCAUGCUCUUUGGUGUCUUUCUUAGAGACCUGUCAAGGAAUGGUAAACAGUCAUCUCUUAAUCUUGACUCUUGACACCACAAGCAGUCAAGCAAGUUAAUUCCUGUCUGUGCUCAGUGUUUAAUGUUUCUCAUUCCCAAAUUUCACCAUAUCCUUUAUUGACAAAAGUGCAAAUGUUAAGAUGUUCAUCUUUGGUAGGCUCCCAAAAUCCAACUUCAUCAGUAUGCAAUUAAUUAGGCCCAAAUCAUGUGGCAUAACUGCUCCUGUAAGAAGGUGGUUUAACAGCCUCCUGACUUCCUUCCUGAUUUUUUGUAUGGUGAGCAGUAGAACAAUCUUCCCUUUUCAAGGUUGAAAAUUGGUUAAGAGGAAUCACUUUCCCCUUCACUUUGAAAAUCGUUUAUCCAAUUUGUGUUCAAAAAUGGCAUUUUUGAGUGAGCUAGCCAUUGUCUCAAGCUCAAGCCAACAAUGCCUAUUGUGGAAACUCACUUGUAAGAGUAUUCACAAUUACUGCAAAUUUCAGAACUACUCUGUGUAUCAGCUGUCAGACCUUUCCUCACCUACCAAAUCACCCAUCACCCAUGACGGCCUGAGUAACCAAUACAACUAUUGGCUAUCCAGAGUUCCAUCAGAGCUCAUUGACUUCCUGAUCAAAAUACAAACUUCUUGGGAUCAAGGGCUCUUAUUAGAGCUCAUUGACUCUGAUCAACACACAAUUUCUUGUGAUCAGGAGCUCUUAUCAGAGCUCAUUGACUCCCUAAUUGACACACAAACUUCUUGUGAUCAAGAGCUCUCAUCAGAACUCAUUGACUCCUUGAUCAUCCCACAACUUCUUGUGAUCAGGAGCUUUUAUCAGAGUUCAUUGACUCCCACAUUGAGGUACAAACUUCUUGGUAUCAAGAGCUCACAUCAGAGUUCACUGAUUCCCUAAUCAACGUAGAAAUUUCUUGCAAUUGGGCUGUUAACAGAGCUCAUAGACUCCUUGAUCGACCAACAAACUUUUUAAAAAUCAGGAGCUUUUAUCAGAGCUUAUUGACUCCCCAAUCAAAAUACAAACUUCUUGGGAUCUUCCCAGUCAACUUACAAAUUUCUUGUGAUUGGGAGCUCUCAUCAGAGCCCAAUGACUUCCCAGUCAUCUCAUACUUUCCUUGUGAUUGGGAGCUCACAUCAGAGUUCUCUUACUCCCCAAUCAACUUGCACAUUUCUUACUAUUGAAAGCUCACAUCAGAGCUCAUUGACUUCCCAAUCAACUUACUCAUUUAUGACUGGGAGCUCGCAUCAGAGCUUAUUAAGUCCCCAAUCAACUUACACAGUUCUUGCCAUCGGAAGCUCUUAUCAGAGCUUAUUGAUUUCCUAGUCAACUUACAUAUUUCUUGUGAUAGGGAGCUCUCACUAGAGCUCAUUGACUCCCCAGUCAACUUACAUAAUUUUUGUGAUUGGGAGCUCUCAUCAGAGCUCAUUGACUCUCCAAUCAACUUACAUAUUUCUUGUGAUUGAGAGCUCUCAUCAGAGCUCACUGACUCCCCAAUCAAUUCACAUGUUUCUUACUAUUGGGAGCUCUCAUCAGAGCUCGUUGACUCCCUAAUCAACUUACACAUUUCUUGCAAUUGGGAGCUCUCAUCAGAGCUCAUUGACUUCCUUGUCAUCUUACACAUUUCUUGUGAUUGAGAGCUGUCAUCAGAGCUCAAAACAAAUAUUUUGUGAUUUCAAGCCCUUGUUAGAGCUCAUUGACUCCCUGAUCAACUCUCAAACCUCUAAAAGCCCAACUGACUCACAAACCUCUCAAAGCUGGGAGGUCUUAUUAGAGUUCAUUGACACCCCAAUCCACAGUCAAACUUAUUACAAUUGGGAGCUCCUAUCAAAGCUCUUUGACUCCCAAAUCAACACUCACACUUCUUGCAGUUGGGAGCCCUUAUUAGUGUAUGUUUACUCCCCUACUGACACACAAAGUUUGUAUAAUUGAGAACUCUUAUCAGAGCUCAUUGACCCCCCAAUGGACAUACAAAUCUUUUGCAAUUGCAAGCUUUUUUCAGAGCUCAUUGACCCCCCAAUGGACAUACAAAUCUUUUGCAAUUGCACGCUUUUUUCAGAGCUCAUUGACUCUCCAAUCAACACACAAACGUCACACAAUUGGAAGCUCUAUCAGAGCCUACUGACUCCCUGAUUGACACACACAGUAGUGAUGAUGACCUAUUGACUAGGUGAUUGUUGAUGCAUGUCUCUAGAGCAGUGCAAGGUUGUUUGAGUGAACAGCAUCUGCCAUUUAUCCUUUCCAGCAAUAUUUUAUUAUAUUACAAUUUUUUUUUCUGAGCAACCAUUGCUAUGAUAAUGGUUUUACCAUUUUUUUUCCAACAUCAAAUAACUGCCAAAGUUACUUUAUCCUUCCAAAGUUUAUUUUAUUUAGUUGAGUAGUUUUGGAGAUAUUGCUAAAAUGUAAUUGCACACAGAAAUAUUGGUACUUCCUAGAGCACUUCACCCCUCUCUCUCUCUCUUUCUCUCCCCCCCCCCCUCCCCAAUAGCAAAUCAUAAUCCAAUGUCAAAGCUUUUAGGGGUGUUGUCAUGUCAACUUUUUCUGGUUUCUCCUCCUCUACUAAAAUAUGAGGUACUUUUUUAGCUGAGAGGAUUGCUACAAGUUGAAUCCGUUGAUGCUGGUGUUGUUCAUCAAGAGAAGAUUUCAGGCAUUACUGUUGGACAGCUUUGGGAUUCUCCUGUCUACAUUACUUAUGUAAGAUACUGUUAUUACAACAUUGCAACUCAAAAUCUACAAAAUUAAAUCCAAAGGUAAAAGAGCUCCACCUUUUUCCAGAUUAUGGUAUGGUUUUGCUUUGUGAAAUUGAGGAUAUUCUCAGUUUCUAUUGCAUUUGCAGAAUUUUAAUACGUCUUAGUUUUAAUACAAGUACAUGAUUGUUCUAACUGAACUGCACUUGUUCAAAUGCCUUUGCGACAGACCAAGCUAUCAUUUCUAGCAUAGUGUUUUUCACUUUUAGGUGAAAUUAAGGCUUUUUUUGGUGCUCGUAAGCAGUUAAUACAUUGACUUAUAGUUGUUCUAACGAGCCCACAUGAAACUGUACUCAUUCAAAUGCCUUUGUACCAGGCCAGGCUAUCCACUAAAGCAAUCUAGAGCUUGUAAGCAGUUGAUACUUUAGGUUCUACAUUUAUAUGUAGGGUGAGGGUGAUGCAGCCAUUGCAGUCUGGGCCAGCUGCAGAGAGGAUGGAAUUUAUCUCAUGGAUUCAAUCAGCUCAUACAUUCUUGGGGGUAUGUAUACUCAAGGUUUCCAAAAUUCUUUGUCAGGCCUCUGAAUAGUUUUUACAGGACAAGGGAUGCAUCUGCCUACAAUAAAAAAGUCCUUAAUGGAAGACGUCAUUGUUUAACUCCACAAGUUUUCAAUACAGCCUAACAGCUGUUACUCAAAAAAGGAUUGAAUUCGAAAUUGUUCCUUGUUUGAUUACAUAAUCCAAAUUAAAUCUUUUCUUUCAUUGCAUCACACUUCCAUGACCAGAGUUUCUGGCCAUGCCAAGCUUUUUCCUGUCAUAAAUUUAUUGAUGGACAUUUGUCUUCUUCAAGCUUGACAUUGGUCUGGCAUUUAACUAAACACAACAUGCUUUACAGCAGGCUGGUGUGUAAUAACUUCCCUACUACAAUUAUGAUAAGAUAUCAAAUGAGAAAUAGUGUAUACUCCAAAUACAAUGUAUGUUUACUGCUGGGUGUUUGGUAGAUUUUAAGUCUGUAUUCUAGUUGCUUACAAAGAUUCCAAUCUGAUGUGUAAAUUAUCUGUUGAAAGUAAUUUAAUUACACCAUAGUGUCUGGAAUAAAGCAGUUUCUAGAAAGUUCACUGACCCAACAAUACAACUUUUAAAUGUAAAGAGAUAGGUUAGUGAUAUAGCCUUCUGUACUGCUAUACACAGGAUCUUGUGUUGUUAAAGCAAACACAUCAAGUGAUGGUCACUUUCUUGUUGUUCUGGAUGACAAGGUAAAUGUAUAGUGCCUGUUAUAAUGAUCAUCAUACCACUCUGGGAAAAUUUAAUAGCUGGCUCCUGCCUAACCAAGAGAUAUUUUCAAAUGUCUGUAUACUUAAAUAAUUAAGCCCUAACUGGAAAUCAUUUCGAGAAAAGAAAACAUGACAUGUUUAGCACAUCUGUUCCCACAUCUGAACAAAGGGGGUAAGUUUCUAAAGAAACUGUGGUGCUGUGUUGGUGGGAGAGUCUAACAGGGUAAUUUAGAAUUAUUAACUGAGUUGAUAAUGUAAAUUGGCCCCCUCAAGCAUUAGCCCUUCAUCAGAGUGAUAUACAAAGAGCUAACCUUCAAAACUACAGCUUUAAAACUCUUUACAGUGGCCAAUUUAUGUUAUCAACUUAGUUGAUAAUACUAAAUAAGCCUGUUGUACCCACCUCUGCAGACUAGAUCAUCUGUGUGCUGAGGCAUCAGCCUUAAUUUUUGCAAUUGUGCAUACAGGCACAAUAAACAUGUGCAUGCAGUUUUCCUUCACUUCAAAAAUUUAAUGAUUAGUGGCUUCAAACAAACUGAAAUGGAUCGUAGCCACAAACCCAUCAAAUGCCUGGCCUGUCACCUUCACUAGAUCUGGUUUUAAGUCUGUUGAUUCUCUGUAGUCUUAUUCCUGGCUAAUCCUUCUGGAGCAUGCUUUCUUCUCUUUACUUGGAAGAAUUGAUCUUAUUGCAAUCUUAGGGCUGGCAUUAAGGAAAGCUAAACAUGCAGUCUAUGAAAAUUGUAUUUUCUGGAUUGUUUGGUGUGAUUUCCAAAACAGUGCGCUUGCACUGUCUGUAAAUGUUGCAUUUGUUUGAAGCAAAUUUAAUACUGCCUAACCCAUAAGCCCGAACAAUCUAUUGAUUCUUAUUGCCUGGGGCAGCAAAGAGUUACCAUGAUUUUGAGUUACUUGUAAUAUGAAUUCAUGACAUAAAAGUCAUACAUUUUGUAAGGAUUUGUAAUCUUACAUGCAUUGUUCAUGUCUCUGUAUCUUCUUUUUUUCUCCAGAAUAUGCUGAGCUUGUGGAAUGUUUCAUCUUUGACAAUGAUUGCAUUCUGGCCUCAUCUAAGCAUAGAUGACUUUCUAUUAUUGAGUUCCAGUAAUAUUCAAACUCCUGGGAUGUCCAAGUAUGUGCUGUUUUGAUAUCAGAUCUUGUCAAGUCUUCCUUCACUUAAAUCAUUGAGCUCCUCAUAUUAUUUAUUUGAUUAGGAUAUAUUUAUCAGACUGGAUAAUGUUUCUGAUGCAUGAAGUGUAACAAGUCACUUCUGGAUAAAGACAAUUUUCUUCUAGAUUUGCUCAAGAUCAAGUAGAGUACAGUAGAGACAGCUUUGCCCACAAAGUGGAUUUCUAGUUAGAUAAAGAACCUCUUAACUUAACCAGACUCUGAGCAAAUUUUCCAUUGAGGUUGAUGAGUAUUAGUCACAUUUACCAUCAGUAGUCUGCAAUAGUCUGGUUAAAGGUACUGAUAAACUACAUUCACAGAAAACAAAAGAUUCACUUGUUCCAUUGUAGCAAACUUUGUUUGGUUUCUGUGGGGUGUAGUUCAUACCUGAAUAGUAACAGUGAUUCAUUCAUACAUCCUGCAUACCUCUGUACCAAGUGAUUGUUGUUUAACGCAGCUUUUGGGAACUGUGAACCACAUUCAUUUGGCAGAAGUGAGUUUGAUCUCUAUAAACUUGUGAACCAGAAGCUAUCAUUCUUUUCAUAUUUGCAGAAGUGAUGAUGAAUACAAGCUUGUUGUGCUCACAACAGCAGAAAAUCAGGUACUAUUAUGAUUUCUUCCUAGGUCUUCCAGCUUUAUCGGAAUAACUGUAAGUAUUGUGUCAUAGUAAGGUUGGUAGUUGACAGGAAAGCAUCAGAUAAAUGCAAUUUGUGCAAAAGCUAUCUGUUUGUGGUGAGACAACAUGACAGGAAAUUAAAAACAGAAGAAAUAAAUUAAGACUUGAUUUGGAAAGAACAGGCCUCAGAGUAAUUGCUGGUGCAAAAGCCUUUUUGCAACUAUAGCUUCCUUAUUACCAUCUAUUUGGUAAUGCUCCAGCAAGGUACUAGACUUAGAAAUGCUUAGGUGCAUUUCUAGAAGGUAAAUGAAAUGACCCCUCUUUCUCAUUGAACAGUAACCUAAUUAUUUACAUAUACUACAUUUGUCAAUUUUGCUUUACAGAUGUGCUAUCUUCAAGUAUAUACUUUUCCUACCAUGAAGUCAGUGUAUUCUCUGCAAGUUUCUGCAUGCUCCCUAUUAGCACAGUGUCCAACCAAUCAGGUUUGAAAUAGUUAUAUCUUUUUUCAUGGUACUUUCUCAGGUGUUAAAGUGUUCAAGUUUAUUGGCUUUUAGUGAAGACCCAAAAGACUGUUACAGCAUAUCUUAUGUUUUUGUUAAAAUAAAUUUGUUAUCAAACAAAAUCUUACAUUGUACUGCAUUGUUGUUUGCAGGAGUCAAUCUUUUUCAUUGAGGGUAUCUACCAAAACCCACAUGACAGGUAAUCUGUUUUGAAAGGGGCUUUUGAUUAUCGAAGUCAUGUAGCUUCAUGUUUAAAUACCGGUUGGUGAAAAACUAGUUGAAAAUCUCCUAAAUGCGACUAAACUGGAAAACACAAGCGAUAACAAAAAUCUCCCAGAUGCCACUAAAACUGCGACUACAACUGCGACUAAAUCUGCGACUAAAAACUGCGACUAAAACUACGACAACACACACGCGAGAAAUCGUAAGCGUAACUUGCAUACGACUGAUGAACGUUAAAUAUCUCAGCGCGCGCGCGCGCUAAUUGCACGACACGCUAGUCCGGUACUUUCUUCUUAACACUAGUGUUUAUGCUGAGUUUUUCAAUAGACGUUUUUCAAAUGUGAAGAAUCACCAGUAAUGUGACUGAGUGACAUAGUUGUUUUCCCAUUUCAGAACAAAUGAUGACAGACACAUUUCUAGCAUAAGAAUCAGAUCUCUUACGGAAGCUCUUCCUGAAAACAGGUAAUGCGUAAUCUUGUAUAAGUUUCUCAUUGAGUGAUCAUCUUGCAUAAAAACGUGGUUCAGUUUAAUUCAGUGAGUGCAACUAAUUGAGGCUAAAUUGUAUCCACGUAUAAGAAACAAAGGUGAUCUGCCUUAGAGAGAGGAAGGAAACAUUAUUUUCAGCACUUAAAUACUCUGUGGACAGAAAAUGUGCUUAAUAUUUUUCUUUAAAAAAGACUAACAGGGUUUUUUUUAACGUGCUGUGAGGAAUGCUUUCUGUUUGCAAGAGGGACCAAUAAGAGAACUUAGUUGUAUAGAAAGUUUCCUUGUUCUCAAUAGAUUGUCCAGACUGCUUCACAAGCAAAAGUUUGAUGAAGCAUUGCGGUUUGCAAAGCAGUUUAAUCUGGAUAUAGAGGUGAGAUUUUAUAUCAAGGAUGGUAACGUAUUUGUUGUGGUUUGCAUCAAGAGAAGGACAAACCAUAUUAGCUUGAAAAAAGUCAGUAAUUUUAUUUGUUUGUUUCCUUAGCUUGUGUACAAAGUUAAGGCUAACUGGCUUCUUGACAAAGUGUCACCAUGGAAUUAUGAAAAUGAUCAUGGGCAAGAAAGCAAUGCUUUGGAGGGAUUUUCUCUCACAAAACUUAAGGAUUGCCUCACUCAAAUAAAGGUAAUAACAAUUACAUAGCAUGUACCUUUGUGUGCUGCAAUGCAAGUCUACUCUCUGCCUGUUCGUGAAGCUUCUACCUUCUGUCAUCCCUUAGAAUAUCUUGACUCAAACUAGAAAAACCUCUCAUGCACUCCAUUUUCUGUUAAUUUCAGGAUGAUGAAUAUGUCUGCAGGUGUUGUUUGCAAGCGUCACUUCCCACACUUGAUGAGACAUUUGAUCUGCUGAGCUAUGCUAGAAAACGGGUGAGCUACCUUCAUGUGCCAUGUACCAUUCAAAUUUUCUUACAUGUUGGUGACACAGGAAGAAUAAGUAGAUAAGUGGGGAGUUGAUUCCUACCAGGAUUUGUUUUCCCCCUUUUGGAGUAUAAAUGGGUGCCAGCAAAAUGUCAAGGAAUCUUGCUGGAUUGUUUGUGGGUUACCAUGUGAUGGACUGGCAUCCUAUCCAGGGGCGUGUGGGGAGGUGAUCAGCAAAAUCUCUGGUAGGAUGGACAUUCUGACUUCUUUUUUUCCAUGGUGUUUAAAUGGUGAUAGCUUGUUACUCCAGAGACCCUGCCAUCUUUACCAAAGCCCACCACCAUUUGCUAGUGGUGCCUUCCUUAUUUGCUAUUACUUACUUGUCAAGUGCUAUAAUUAUUGAACCACAAGUGUUGCAUGGGAUACUACUUUAGAUUUUCUUAACCAGCCAGCUAUCAUCAUUUUGUGUAACCACAAUGAGUAAACUUCAUCUGGUAUCUCACACUCAAUGAAAUUUCUUCUGCUAAGUCUUCCUUUUUUAGCAGGUAUCCAAGAGUUGUACUUGUUAGUUGUUGUCUUUUUCAUCCUGUUUCUUUCCCUCCUCAGAUUUCCAGCAACAGUGGGGUGCAUAGCCAAAAAGAAGGUCCAUGUGGAAAACCAUCACGUCUCUUGACUGAGGUGAAGUUUGUGUCAGUAUCGUGCUGAUACUACAAGACAUCCAGUGCCAUGAUAUCUGAUAGCUGAAUUAGCUUUACAAGAUACUUAAGAAUUGUAUGUUUCCUCACUAUGACAAAAGUGAAUACUAUGUGGUAAUAUUCAUUUUGGUAGGUCCUUGAGGCAUUGGAUAGACUAGCAACUUUUGAGAUGGCAUUUGGAGUUGAAAAUUUUAGGUGUGUUUGAUUUUCUCUCAAUUUUCUUGUCUUUCGUUUUCUUAGUUCAUCAGGACUAGAAUAUAUUUAUAUUUUUUCAGAGCAACUUGCUCAUUAUUGUGCAGCAACUGUAAAGACAAGCCUGAAUCUAUUCCAUUUAAACCAUUCAUCAGUAAGAGAUCAUGUUGCGACCAAUUUGCAAGGGAAAAUUACAUCAUUACCCACUUGUUAUCUUUCAAUCUGUGAACCCAGUUGAUUAAGUAUGCUGUUAGAGAUUUUCACAGGAUAACCAAGCCCUAUUUUCCGAGAGAGUCACAAAAUUUAUUCGAAGUUUCAACAUCAAGGUCGCCCCUAAGCCUAUCCGCUCCAUCUCGAGCAUACUUCAUAAGCCCAAAGAGAAGAUCGAGGAAGAGGCUUCCAGAGGAAUCGUGUACAAGAUCAACUGUAAAGAUUGUGAUUGUGUUUAAGUUGGUCAAACAUCCGGGCACUAAAAACACGCAUGAAAGAUCACGCAAAGGCCAUAGCAACAUUGGAUGAAAACUCUUUGUUGGCCAAACACCAUAUGCUUCACAGUCACCAAACAGAUUUGGAGAGCGUUGAAAUUGUCGACUUGUUGACAGGUCAUCGGCGUGACGACAAAGACUAAUUCUUUAAGCUUAGCGAGAUGGAAACGCUAUAAACGAACACAUAAUGCUACCAAACAUAUACAACAACAUUGAGAAUUUUUAGAGCCAUUAAAAAUACUUUAGAGACUAUUGUUAAACUUAAAAAAUUCCUUCGAGAUUUAGUUUUAUCACACAUCGUGGACAUACACCAAGUAGGACGCCGUUAGACAUUUGCAUUUUUAUCUUUGCUGAAGAAGGCAACAGCAGUAGCCGAAACGUCCAGAACAAUAUAUGUUUUUAGUCAGUGUCAACUUUUUUAUUCUUUUUACCAAAACCUUUUAUUAAGCCUGGCUACGCACCGAGUAUUUCUAACUAUUUGUUCUUCAUUGCAGAACUAACAUCUUUUUUUACGUUGUCUCACAGUGGCCCCCAGUGGCAGUACUUUGCCUCUGUUGACCUCCUCGUUGAGCUGACAAAAUGCCUGCUUUCUAGCAAAGUCACCAGUGCAGUUAUCAUUUGGAGAAGACAUCAGGUAAAGUGAUCUUGAAGUGUCUCAAAGUCACAAAGCAGUGUAGGCAAAUGAUUCAUAACAUAUGACUGAAUUUGGUGUGAGAUUUUAUUUGAAUCGGUAUUCUGAAAUAGAGAAACACAGGAUAAGCUAUUCCAUGCUAAGUUCCUGAUGAGGCUCAGUAAACGGCAUUCGUGAUCGCUUAACAGAGGGGAAAUUACAGUAAUUGAGGGUUAACAAUUUCUGGACUUUGAAAACAGACCGCUUUAUAGAGAGUGACCGCUUAAUACGGCGCCGCUAAAUAAAGGUGCAACUGUACUUCUAAGUGAACACCAAGGAUAAAACAAUACGAAGAAAUGAUAAUAAGAGCGUUCAGUUCAAUACAACACCCACUUUAUUGUGGCAAAUUUUUGUGGAAACGGCACUAUUUAUUCCAUUACUUCUUUUGCAGAGUCAUUUUGUCACUCAGUUUAGUAUGGAAAAAUUGGAGUCUUUAAUUGGUUCAAUGCCCGAAGACUUACACUCUUCCAUUGUUAUUCCGUGGCUACAAGAUGACCUUGUGCCUUUUAUCAGUAAGGCCUUUCCCUCGGGUCUGGUAAGUUAAAACACACGACAAAGAACUUAUCACUCAAUUCAGUCUACAUGUUAUUUCUUUAAUAUGGAAGCGAUCUUCGCAGUUAGGAACACUACUUAAGCAGCAAUGAAACUAAGGCCUGAAUCAAAUUCAGGCGUGUACGGGAUUUGAACCUAUGACCUUUGCGAUACCGGUGAAGUGCUCUACCAACUGAGCUAACCAGCCAACCAAGAGCUGGUCAUCAUGUUGGUCGUAAAUAAACCCGUGAAGUGGUGAAUAAAUGACCAUAAAUGAAAUGAAAAUCAUAUAUGUGAAUUGCGGUUAAAGAAGUGAAUAUAGAGACGAUCUUCGCAUUUCUGAACACUACUGAAAAAUUCAGGCCCUUACAUGCCUGAAUUUUUUUCCGCCUUAUUUUAACCACCGCCUAAGUAGUGUUCAUAACGGCGAAGAUCACUUCCAUAUUCAUUUCUUUAACCGCGCUUCACAUAUAUGAUUUUCGUAUAUUUACAGUCAUGUUAUUUAUUGUUGUAUGGAAGAUUCAUUGGCUUCAUGGUCAGUGUGCCGGAGUCUGGGUCAAGAGGUCUGGGUUCGAGACCUGGCCGGGUCAUUGUCUUGUGUUCCUGGGCUAAACACUUCACCCCCACAAUGCCUCUAUCGUCAAAUUGGCGGGAAGCCUGACGAAACACUUGGGGGGGAGGGGGGGUAACCUUGCGAUGGACUGGCAUCCCAUCAAGGGGGGAGAGAAGUAAUACUCCUAGUCACUUCAUGCUAAGGAAACCGAGAUAAGCUCCAGCUUUUGGUGGGGGGGGAGAAGAGGUAACCUGUGUUACUUUCUCAUACUGAUGUUUUUCUCUGUUCUCAGCGGAUGCUCGCGAGUUGGUUGGAGCAAAGAGCCAAAAAUAUGGAGCUUUCUGAGAAGGUUAGAAAUAAGCGCUUGGAUAGUGCCAGAAGAAAUUUUUGCUCAGUAUGGUUCUCUUUAGAAAAUACUUUGUUCGAGUGAUUAAGCCGAUGAAAUUGUUUUAUUUCAGGAGGGUUGGCCUCAAAAUGCUUUGCAACUUGCAAGUGUCCUGUUGUGUGCAUCAAAGUCCGUUUCAGGGAGUGCUUCAGGAAGAGGUCUUGCCACUCCCGCUCAGUUUUCAGACCAGGUAUUUUAUUCUUCGAAGAGAGAUAUGUGUAUUGUUUUUUGUAUCAUGUUAACUACUGAUACCAGUCUGUUACAUGACAUGAAUAUCUGACCACAUCAUUCAUACUAUGGUUUAGUGGUUGAAUACCUGACCAGCAUAUGAAGGAAGCGGAGUUUGCUCUCUAUUGAGUAGGACUGACACGCCAUCUUUGCCUCUCUCCUGGUUCUGUCAAGUCUUCUAAUGAUGUAGACAGUCCGAAGAUGAAGUCUUGUACUUUCUGUAUCCUGAGUAACUUUUGAAAAUCAGAUUUUUUUCAGUGCUGAGUAGAUAUUGUGUUUGUAGGUUUGUGGUCUUCCUGCAACAGCAAGAGCACUAUUAAAGGAUAGCAAAAAUAACUUGGUACGUGCCUGAGUCUCCAAACUAACUCUGACUGAGCGAUUUAAAAGCGUAUAGUUUAUAAAACUUCACAAAGUUAUCAGUUGCUUUUCACGUCGUUGUGUUUAUUGGCUUUUAAUAGGCACAUGGUUUUGUGGCUGUUAAAAUCUGCCUUGCUGCAAGCUAAGAGCUUUCGACCUCUUUAACCUUUGAGCUGAUUAAUACUUACGCAUCCAAUUGAAUAUUAAAUUAUUAAUGAUGAGAGUACAACUAUGGAAAUGAUUGAUGAAAUAUACCCUUCAUUGUUUGUCCAGUUCCUCAGUAAAGUUUCCAUUGUUUGCUUUGUCAGGUUGAUUGACGGUAAAAUGUGAGUCUCUAUUGACGAGGAACAAUUAAAUAUUAAGUCAAAAAUUUUUAUUAGUAGUAGUAGUAUUUAAAAGUAAUUAGUGGUACAUUUACCUCAAUAUUGCUCAAAGUGGUAGGUUGUGUAUUGCAUUGCUCCUGCGGUUGUGACAUGUAAUCUGUGACUUUUUUUCCUAUCAGGAUGUUGACGAUGAAUUAGCCAGCUUAAUGAAGUUGGUUCAGCAGUUGACUGAGCUUGUAGAUCUUCACACCAAGUAUUCUUGUAAAAUAACGCUGGCAGAAUUUUCUCAGGUAUUUUUUUAAUGGUCGCUUUGCUCUGGUCCAAAGUUAAAGUGAAAGGUGCGCAGAGUGUCGGAUUUUGUAUACUUUUGGAAAUUCUCUUGAAAUAAAGGAAAAUAAACAAAUAAAGAGUUUUUAGCGUCUCCGAACACAAGUAAACUCUAAAUAUCCUUUAAAAAGGGCUAAUUUUAAAGGCUCCAGCAAAUGAGUCGGAAAUCAUCGGACAGAUUCGUCCUGAAUUGGACGGAAGCAUGCGAUCGGAUGAUCUCGCAACAUCUGUCUAAAAGUGUUUGAAAACGGAUGAGAAUGUCCGAAAACGGAAGCAAAUAUCCAAAAUCGGAUGAUAGCCAUCUGAAAUCGGACAAUAGUAUCCGAAAUGGGACGAAAACGUUCAAAAUCGAACGAAAGUGUCCGAAAUCCGACGGAUGUGCACAAAAACGGACAGAGGGGUCAGAAAUCGGAUAGAACUGUCCAAACUUGGACGAAUCUACCCAAAAUCUGGAGUAACUCUUUGAAACUAGGUGGAGAAGUCUUGCCCGUCUCCAGAAGACGUUUCUUCUCUGUUGAAAGUAGCAUUCGAUUUACUGACUUAGGGCCAAAAUACAGUGAACGCGCUUUUCCUUUAUUUCCAGUCAUUGUUCUAACACAAGACAAGUCAAACUUUUUUUUCCUGAAAGGUCCACGUUAGAAAGAGUAGAUUGUACGUAACACUUUUGUUGUUUCACAGGAAACCAUAGCAACAAUAGUGUUUCGCCUGCUGGACCGUGUGGUGGCUGCUGAACUCAUUCCGAGUGCAAUCGCCAAAUACAUAGCACCGUACAUGGUUCAUCACAGCCUUGAUAGGGACACUAUGCUUCUACGAUACAUAGAGGUAAGUAAACUAUAGUAUAUUACUUCUGCAGAAGGGAGCCUUACCAACAUAUUUCGAUUUGAUGUCUCUAACUUUGGUUGAUGUUGGUGUUGCUCUUUUAAUCUGUUCCUUUGUUUGGUUUAUUUUUUUUUUAGGCUUAGGUAACCUCUGUCGUCUUUUUAUUUCCGGUCUACUUGCAGUUUCAUCUCAAUACUUUAUAGUUGCCCAUUCAUUUUAUAAAUAUCAAAAUCAGUUCCUAUUAGUCUUUAAAUUUCUAAUUUCGGGAUUUCAGUUUGUAUGAUAUUUCCAACACUUACAUGGAAAUUGGACUUUUUUUGUUUCAAUUUGGAAGAAUGAUUUCGUCAUGACACUUUACGUUUCUGUCGAAGGAUUUGUUCAACAGAAGUGAUGGAUCCUACUCGUCAUUGUCUAACUCACUGUGGGAGGCCAGAGUUAUUGCAAUCAUUUCUUGCAUCAAAGAAAAAGAGGUGACAACCAUUUAUGACAUGUAACUUGUUUACGACAUGUAUAUUCUUUUGUCCGAAUCUUCCUUGUGAUAGUUUAAAGAAACCACUAAAUUGUGCUCCUCUCCCAACGUGUGGCUUCGCAGCUCAGUUGGUAAGAGAGCUCAACUAGUAUCUGGGAGGCAUGGGUUCGAUUCCCGUCGAAGCCUUAAUUUUUUUGCCCAGACUUCUUUUUUGCAAUUGCUUAAAUUGCAGUUCACCUCCGAACAUCAUUGCUUUCCUUGAGUUGAUAAUUUUGAUGGGAAGGGCGAUUUGAACGGGAAGCGCAUGGAAAUCAGUUUGCAUACUGUUUUGUUGCUUUUAUCAUUCUAUUUCCAGGUCCGUUGCAAAGCAACUCUCGAAGUCAUGCGACAUGCUAUGAUACCUUGGAGCGAAAGUGUCGAAAAGCUGGUCGCUGAAUUCAUGGCAGCCUAUCCAAAGUAAGUUCACAUAAAAACACUGUUACUUUUUAGUGAAGUCUCUCCAUCAUAUGUUACUUUGUUUAGUUAAUGGAAAGUAAAAAAUAUGUACAAAGAGGAGAUAUAACAGGAAUGAACCGAAUAGAAACAAAGGAUGCUUGAAGAUGGAGAAAAUUCAUGCGGAUGACAAAUUACGUGCGAAUUUGACGAACUACGUACGCUGCCACGUUAUGAAUGAACACAAACUCCAUUGCAUGUGUAUUUUACCGAUUGCCUUUUUAUUCUUCUGCCGAAAGUUUUCCUUAUGUGAGCUACUACAAUUGUAUUCGACCAAACAGACUCGAUGGCGUCACAAAAUUCAAGUCCACCAAUCAAUUUCCAUCACUAAUUCAAGUCCUGUAAUCUGUUUGUUGAGAGCAACUAAUGCAGGUCGCGUGUAACAUUUUCUGCGCGCUUAUUGGUCAGUUAUCCUAUUAGGGGCCCCAUACUGCUGAUGGUCUUUUUUUUAACGAAAGGUCUGUGUUCAGAUGUUAAGUGUUCCUUAUUUGUAUCUACUCUGCCUCAUGCAGUGCAAGAAAAUAUUAGUUAAUUCUACUUCAGCUGGCUUCCGUAUUUCCUAAAUUCGCUGAAUUUUGAAGAACUUUGAUUCUGGUCGUGCUUUAUUUCAAAGGAUUACAUAGAGUGAAUAUAUCAACUUAGUUUAUAGCUUCAAAUGUUAAAAUAAACUGCCGAAAGUUUUAGUUUGGAAUUACGUGAUCUUUGGUCCCCAAGUACGUUAACUCGCUAAAUUUUACUUAAAUUUCAGGUGAUGCACUUUGUAGGUAUUACUGUUGCAUUCAUCUGAUUUCUUUGUUUCUUUUAUCACUCAAUCAUUAUCUUCACAGUGAUAUGAACCUCAAGGAGCAGUUUAGACUUGUUGAGCUUAAAAAGAUGCUUUCUCAAUAUCGAAUAAGAAGCUUUCAUGUAUCUUACGCUGCACGAGCGAAGGUAAGGGAGGAUAAAUACGUUUUAAAAUAUAUCCGAAGGAAAUUAAUAGUCAAUUCAUAAGUGUCCUUGUGUACCUUUUUAAGUCCUCAACUUUUCUUAGAUCGAACCCCUUGUUACAAUGUCCUUAUUAAGUGCACUUGAUGUUUGAAAUGUUGUUAAAACGAGUUUUGCAAUUUGACACUGAAAAACCUAACUAUUCUUUAUGGAUGAAAUACAACACUUAGCACAAACUUAUUCCAAGAACACGCCCAAUUUUCCUAGUUUGAAAAAAUCGAAUUUUUUUAAGAUGAUCGAGGAGAAAUGAACUUCUCGAUCAUUAAUUUUUGCGCUGGAAGCAUCUACCGUCGAACGAAGAAAUCACAAAUUAUAAACUCGAUAGGUUAGAAAAAUACUAAAGAAACUAUGAACAGCGAGGAAGAAGGAACAAGCUGUUACGGAUUAAAAAUAGUUUGGCAAAUUUCCUCAAUAAUUUUGAUGAUGUUGAUGAUGCAAAAAUCAUAACGUAAAUUGUUGUCAUAAAUAUCAACUGAUUUUGAUAUUGAUAAAUGCUGUUUACUCGCACAUAUGUUUUUGCCUCAAUUAGAUCUUGGAUCAAGUGUCAAUGUCUGUGAAUAGUUGUAUGAUACAAAGCGUGAAAUCAGAUCUGCUUGAAAAUAAAACCGCGUUAAAUAUUUAAUUCCAGGCAAUAACAAGAUAUAUUUUGACCAGAGACCAACCAAAUGUAAUGGAAGACGCCUUGAAGGUAACUCGAAACAAAUGCAUAGCUGUUUUACUUUCAUAAUGUAUCGAUUUUAAUGAGCCAUUUGCUACUUUAAUGUUUCUUAACCCAGUCAAUGCAAAGUUACAAAGUUAAGCGAUCUCUCAAGUGGCAGUUUAAAACAAAACUAUCUACGUGCAGAACAACCACCUGAAAUACAUGUAGGGCUCGUUUAUUUUCACGAUAACUGAGAAACCAUUUCUAAGAACGAUCAGUUUGAAGCCAUCCUUUUAAAACUGGUAUUACCCACUGAUACGUUUUCCAGUGAGUUUCCAAGUUUACUUCUUGUAUAUUCUACAACCACCAGGAUCCAAGAUUAACCAUACCUAUUACUUUAUUUCAUUUAUUUCUAGUACAUGUUUGAGUUUGUUUUUUCUUAUUGUAGGUGGUAACAUCAUAUAGUCAUGUUACAGAAGACGAAGCCUACGUUUUUCGACUUCAGAAAUUGUGUCGUGAGGACAAGGUGCACAAUUCUUUUUUUCUUUCCUUUAAUUCGGGGGUGGGUGAGAUGAAAAAAUCUUGUUAACUGAUUGGCUAACGUUACCGUCCCAUUCUGAAAAUGAGACUCGCUAAUACAUGACGUUUUAGAUUCCAGCCUGUUUGGAGUUGUUAGAGUCAGUUCCAUUACCGCAAGCAGAACAGUAUGCGCAUGAACUGGUGACUUGGCUCAGUGGAAUUCUUGAAAAUAACUUCAGCGAUACGAAGGUUAUUAGUCUUUUUUUGUUGCUGUUGCUGAUGUUGAGGAAGAAUAGCCUUUUGAAAAUAAUUUUUUAAACUUUUUACGCUUCUAAAUGGAUACCAUUUGUUCUUUCAAACAUCCAGGAAUUCUCUUCAGAGAAGAUUGUGGCUUCUCAAGCAGGGGUUGCAAUCUUGAAGUUCAUGAAGAAGCAUAGUGAGUCUAACCUCUUUCUUUUUUACUACCUCUUUUAUCUGUUUUCUGCUCCAUAAUUACUUUAUGCAUAUGAUUGUUUAGAGAUAGUUCAUGGUUUGUUUCUGAUCUUUUUUUGUGUCUUCGCUUUUGAUUCAAAGACCUUUCAUCGAUUGUCGACGUAGAUGAAUCUCUUUCUACACUGCAAAUGAUUUCUGCACUUCAGGUGAGGUUCAUCUAAUUUGGAAUCUAACUGUAUCCAUAUCAGACUAUUUUGGGGGAGGGCAGGGGGAGUAGCCCUUUUGCUGUAGAUUGCUCACAAGCCAAGUGGUCGACACCACUAAAACUUAUUCAGGUUUCAAUAGCAAAAUGGUUACUCCCCCUCCCCUUCCCCAGAAUAGGAUGAUCCCAGCCAGGGCUAGAACAUGGACCAGUUUGCUUAACUCCUUAACUCCCAAAAGUGAUUAACAUAUAACUUCUCCCUGUAAUAUCAAAACAUUAUCCAGCAAACAGGUCAUGAGAAUAUUCAAACUUAUCAGGUAGAAGUUAUCUUGAUCUGACAUUAAAUUCUCGUAACUAUUUACAAGGAAAUAUCUAGCAGCGAGAGGGGAGAAUUGACAAUGAGAUCUUGGGAGUUAAUCAACUGUUAGGCCACUGCAUCUUCCAUGGUACUGGAGACGAAACUGACCUUUUUUUUUUUUUUUUUCCUUCUUUUUUUGUUUAAACUUAUUUUUUCUUUUUUUUUUUUUCUACUUUUUUUUGUUUGCGUUUCAGAGAGAAUUCUCUGUAUUCCUGUCUGUCGAGGAGUAUCAGGUUCCCGACGUUCGGCAUGGAUUAUUUGAACAAUAUCUUCAACUGUAUUUAGAUUCUCGUGAAAAGAAGGACAGUGAUGUUGAUGAAAAGGUAAUGACCGACUCCUGUUUGUCGGUGUAUUGAAGAAAACUGCUCACGAAUGUACAAAGAAAUCAAAGGAUAUUAGAUAAUUAUCAUGACUACAGAGCUUUACUGGUGGAGAGCCUCUUUUCGGAAGUGAAACGCCACGUCAGGGCAUGAGCUACUUUGGGCUUUUUCAAAAGUACAGAACCUGUAUCUUCGCCAUUACUCCCUAUGUAUCUUUAUCUCUCUGUUUGUUUUUUCAUAGCAUGAUUCGCAAAAGAUUAGCAGCGAGGUAUGCUCUGGUGUAGAACAAGUGACAUUGACUAAACUAUUCAGGUUAGUAUUAGUUGGAGAGCCUCUUUUCGGAAGUGAAACGCCACGUCAGGGCAUGAGCUACUUUGGGCUUUUUCAAAAGUACAGAACCUGUAUCUUCGCCAUUACUCCCUAUGUAUCUAGGAUAUUAUUUAGAAAGAAAUGUCCAACUAUCUCUUACUUAUUAGGAUUCAUCGUUCGUUAACUGCUUCUCGUUAAGAAAGUGCAUUACAAGGCAUUACCUUUAGAUGUCGUCUUUUGUAACCUUACCUUUUAGAUCUGUGUUAGAUGCUGAGAUACAGUGAUCUUAUGUUGAUCAUAACUAACCAGGUCAUUACCUACUAAUAUUUAUGCAUCAAAAUGGCGUAACGAAAUGGUUAGAAUCUAUUCACGAACUUAUAACAUCAAUACAGCCAGAGUUGAGAUUUUCUUCAGUCUGUUACGCUUUAGACAAUACUUUUUAUAGCAAAAGCAUCAAACACGUGAAGCAGGAAUUAGAUCCAAUGAUGCAAUAAUUCUGCUUAGAAUUUUUUUUAUUGUCCGAUUAACCAUAGGCUGUUCAAAUAGUAGCGUUAAGUGAAGAUACGUUAGCAUGUACGGUAUUUGCUCUAAUGUAGUUUAUAUCUCAUGUCUUUUGAAGGUUAGGGGAAUUAGUGGGAAUGUUAAAGGAAGAAAUAAGACUGACGUUGAUGUCCAAAGCAAUCUCUGCAGGGAAUAUAUCGUAUGCUUUAGAUAUGUGCAGGUAUGCUAUCGUCCUGUGAACUUCUUCUGGUUUUGAAAAAGAAAGAACAUUCCAUUGCUUGGUAUUCUGUGUCCCGUGCUUGUUAUCCACAAUUGUCAACAAGCUGCUUUCUCAACAAGCAAUAGCUAAUCCAUCAUAGUCGCUUUCAUCUCUUCCUAGUGGGCUUCUGUACUUUGUCAAAAACUUUUCCUGAAAAUUAAGCGAUCUGUUUUGCUAUAUUGCUGUCUUUGUCGUAUGUAACGAUUGUAAACUGCAUUCCUCUCAUAACAAGUUUCUUAUUUUGCGUUAUCCAUGGUCAGUAGUACAACAGUAUUUUUCCCUCUUACGGUUCUGAACGAAAAAACGGUUUUAAAGAUUACUGGGUUUUCACAUAAAGUACGACUUGUAAGAUCUUUAGGAUAAUUAAUCAUUGUAGAUCCGCCAUGCCAUUCCUAACGACGCAAAGUCAUUGUUUUGUUUAUAUCCAUGCACCAGACUUAUGAUGAGCGUCCCUAGACAUUUUUCACACAAUUAACCCUUUUUUUUUCGGAGAUGGCGGGAAAUUUCAACAUUGCUUUUGGUCAUUGGAAUUGUUUUAGGGAGUUGAUUGAAAGAGCUCCAUGUGCAAGAACUGCCUUGACCUUGUACAAAGUCGUUCUCAAUCUUUGUGAGACGCUUGCUGAAGGACACUCCGUAGCUACGGAUAAGAACGAGAACAUGUAUCACCUGACUCAUACGAUACAUCAGCUCUUGUGUCAAGCAUCGACUCACUGUUCAGCAGGUUAGUAGUCCUGAUUGGACAAAGAAAGCAAACCGUCCUUUUCUUUUGUUUAUGUAGAUGAAGAAGAUUUAUAAGAUCUUGCUUGGUCGUCUUAUCAGUGUAAAAUGUUUAUAUUCGUUUCGUCGCGAGUGUAAGGCACAGAAAAAAUGAGUCUGCUUUAAGUAUUCAAACCUCAAAUCUUCAGAUUCGUUGCUGUAAGGUGCAAUCUCUGGGGGGUUUCUAAUAUUUUUCCUUUGUCCCACACCCGUGGCGAAACGCAUAUACCUCUUUAUCUGCUAAUAGUUGCAACUUUUGCGGAGCAGCAUUUAAAAACUGGUCACUAGAUUUUACGACUUGAUGGGAAACUGUAUGGUUGACAGUUAAAUUAAAGAAACUGCUCUUGCAACUGACACGAUCUUCCUUGAAUUUGUUCAAAGCUGACAGUUACUUUGUACAUACAGUUGUUGUUUAUAACCUUAUCUUGUAUUUGAUUUCUUUUAUGGCGUGUUUUUCUCAUUGCCUAGAUUUGCUAUGUGACUGCACUGAGCUGUGCAAGUAUUGCCGUCUGACAGACUCUGUGUACUCGCAGUGUGAGAGUGGUGAUUACGGAUUUUCCGUCCAAACAACUCCACAAAGGUGGGCAUCUUUUGGUAUUACAUUUUUCACGCAAGUUUUGUCUAUUAUCCCAAGACAUUAUGAGCCCGCGGAGAAGCAAUUCUCCAAUGGGUGCUGUUCUGGGCGCGAAAACUGGCUGGGUCGUUUGUGUUGUGUUCUUUGUCAAGGCACACUCUUAUCACAGUGCAAAUUCCACUCAGAAGCGUAAAUGGGAACUGGUUACUGUUAGGGAAAUUUGACGAAUGGCUGUCUGGUUGGGGUGUAGCAUCCCAUUCAGAGGCUUUAGCGAUACUCCUAGUCGUUCUGAGUGAUAGAAACCGUGGUGCACCACAAGGUUCGCAAGGCUAACCGAAUAAAGGGGGUAAAUAUUUAAAGAAACUGUGGUGCUACUUCUGUGGGAGAGUUGACGCUGACGUUUCGAGCGUUAGCCCUUGGUCAUUCGCUCUGACGAAGGGUUAACGCUCGAACGUUAGCUUUGAAACUCUUUACAGUGGCCAAUUUACGUUCCCAAGGCUAACCACUGAUUGCUUAAACACAGUUAAAUAAUGAUGGAAGGACAUCGAGGUCUUGCUUCUGUAGAAGAAUGACUUUGUGGUGUCAUCACGCAGAGAAAAAUUUAGUCUUACAUUUGCUUUAGUGGUAUGUCUGUACCGUUUACUUGGCUACUUUGGACAUUGGAUUCCAACUUUCAUUGAUUGUCUUGAAUUCGUCUACUAAAUAAAUCAACAUUUUCCACACCUUUAUCACUAUUGUCAUCAUGCAAAGAGAUACAAGGGUAUGAAUGGUCACCACCGGUGACUGACAUCUAAUUUCUCUUUAUUGUAUAUUUGCUGAAAAAAAAUAAAUGAGCGCCAUCUUAAAAAAAAGUUCUUUGUUCUUUUUAAAUCAAAUCGUCCGCUCAUUUUUGUUGAAAAUGCACUGGACAUACUGAUAUCGGGGUGAAAAGGUUUAAGAUGCACAAACUUUACGUGUUCAUAUUUAGUCAAAUUCCAUGCUAAUCUGUCCUCCUUUUUCUUUCUUUACUUUUUCAGCUCAAGUCAGGAUCCCUUUAUGGAAUGGACAUUUGGUAAAAGGUUCAGGGAAGACUGUCUAGUGCUGGAUUCUUUUGUUGCUUUGCCCUUAGCUGCAAAGCUUAGCAUAGCUGCAGUUCCAGGUAACGACUGAGAAAUUCGAAAAAUGUUCUUGCAGGGGUACAUUGCCUGUAGUUUCAGUCACGUGACAAUCAAGAGAUCUGGGAACAUCUCUGGCCUAAAAACGGUCUGUACAGCCUCCUCAUUAGAAAAAGCUAAUAUCUUAUUUAUCAAAGCGCCCUAAAGUUUAGCGGCCGGAUUAAGUCUCCUUUUUUUUUCUCGUGUUAAAGACCGGAGAAAGCACUGCUCCAAAGAAUAUAUAAACUGUUAAUACCAGUGAGCUGUUAGGGAAACCAAAAGAUUUUCGAGUUAUUAGAGGCCUGGUCUAUGUGAGUAAUGUUUAUUUUAUGAUCUCAUGGACAACCUUUCAUGUCCGCAUGAGACGCAGAUAUGAUUGUUAUUUCAUACCAAUAUGGUUUGUUGAAAGAAUUUUGACAUGACACGACAAGAUCAUGCCAUGAAACUCUUACCUACCUUGUGUACAAAAAUGUCCACCUGAUAAACGAGGACUCCUAUUUACGUCACCAACAGCCAAUUACAACUCAGCCGGACAAAGACCAUUUUAUCAAGCACGAGUAGCUGGUAGAAGACAAAAGUGUCAAGGUAAAGUUAUGCUGUAAGUCGAUAGACCCAUUUCAGUUUCUUGCAAGUCGUUUCGACUGCAGCACGCCUAGAACAGCUAGGACUGAAAUCCACCAAUCACAGCUUUUGAAACCAGCCAAAUUUCAGCGGAUGCUUAUGCUUAUUGAGGCUAUACGUAACCAGUCAACCUUAUCACCUGGAGACACCGAAAUUCUCCAUUAUUGUUUUUAUUAUUAAAAUGCUUAGCAUUUCACGACGCAGUAAUCUUGACGUUGCUUAUUAAAUAUCUUGUCGAGUUACGUAUCGUAAGCUCUCAACUCAAGGGAUGAUUUUGUGCUUUUGAUCAGAAUCAAAGGCAACUGAAAGUGGUGAAGUGGAUAAACAGUCUUCGUAUUUGAUGCUGACUAGUAGUGCUGGACUUGACAUAAUCAGACACCUUCAGGAUAACAGUCUGUGCGAGUUGGCUUUACAGUAUUUACUUCAGGUGAGGAUCAUUUGAAAAAUGGUUGAAAUAGUUGUUUAGUUAACCCCGGCGGUGCCAAGACCGGAUUAAAAUGACUUUAGUUGGGAAUAUUGGUCAUUUGCAGUAGUGCAAAUAAGCAAUAAGCCCUACAAAAUUUUCAGUCUGUCAGCACACGCUCAUCUUUCUAAUGCAUUUCUAAUUGUCUUUUUUAGACGCUUGGUGUCUGUCUGCAACAUUUUGCGGUAAACAGUAUGCUUAGUAACGACAAGGUGAGACAAUAAUUGGUGGCAUAUCUUGACCUGCAAUCCAUUCAUGACAGAUAGUGAUAGUCCUCGAGCCUGAAUUCACCAAGUACAUGACAAUCUUUUCGUCUUUCAGGAGGAUCAAAAGAGCGGCGAAAUUGAGAAACAGAGGCUGGCGAAGAUUGCUACUAUGAGCAUUAAAAUGAUGCAAGAGCUUUCUGGAAACCUUUUGAGGAAGGUAUGCGUUGUCAAAUUGAUAGGAAAAACCCAAGCUUUGUUACGUUGUAACAUGCAUUGGUAAUCGAAAGGGCUACUUCAAAAUAUAUUACGUCUUUUUCGGCGAAGUAAGAAUUACAUUGACUAUUAGUACCGUCGUGGUGUCUUAGUAAUUCUUAAUCCUGCCCGAAGUAAACCUCUCAAGGCUCAAUCCACAAACUGUCUUCACUCUCACACUCACUGGUGAGGUUUUCGAACUUUUUGCUGCCCGUUAAACAAAACCUGAAUGGCAUUUUAAAAAAUGGAGAAAGAGAUGACAAACACUUGAUAAGCUCUCGUUUCUGCAAGCGGCGACUCAAAAAACUUUUUUUUUGUCAUGUAGGUAUUCAAUUAUCGAUCAGUUGACCAUGACGUGGGUCUAGGUUACCUGUGUUCCAUACCAAAACAGACUGCCUUUCAGAUCUUGGUAUCUGGGACAAAUUUCCUUGGUCAGAGCUGUACUAAAAUUCUGGUAAGAAGCUAUUAGAAACUUAGAUGGAAAUUAUUUAUUUAUCAUUAGUUAUUGUAGCCAUUAUCGCAUCGAUUUUCUUUUAAAUUUGUUUUGUUUUUCUGUUUUUUUGUUCGCUUUAAGCGUGAGUUUGAAAAAUGGAAGGAUUGCUGACCGAUUUGAUUGUUAGAACUCCGCUUCUUCUUGUAGGCUUUUUCAAAGGUUGGCAUGGACUAUGCUCAGCUGUGUAAUGAGCCUGCUGUUCUGCAAAAGUGUCAGGAAAUAUUUACCAAUGCCACAUGGGGAAUAAAACUUGGACGACUUAAGGUAACGGUUUGCCUUUUUCCUUUACUGGAAGAAUGCAUCUCGUCUUAAAUUAUAUGAACCUUGUUUUAGCAACUUGUUGGAGGGUCCAAAUUCAAAGUUAGGAUCAGAUAGGAGUGUGCAUGUACCUCCGCAGCGCGUAUCUGACACGCUGACCUCUCUACUAUGCUGCCCCUCAUGGAUGCUUCUUGUGAACGUGACUAAUGUUUUUCGUCUGUUAACCAUAUUUUAAAAGUUCCUUUUUUCCCACAGCCCCCCCUCCCCCCCAUGCAGUUUUGAGUUUUAUUUAUCAACUCAAGAAUAAUUGAACAUUGUUUUGUUAUGGAAACAUUUAUCAAGGGAUUCUCAAAUCAAAAGACUGGUCAUCGAAUGAUUCUUUGUCGAGUAAUUUUGCUGAACAUAGUGUCAAUCUAUACCGAACCAUAUCAUCAAACAAAAUAAUUGAACAUUGUUUGCGUUGAGGGAACAUUUAUCAACGAAUUCUCAGAUCAAAGGAUUUGGUCACCAAACGAUUCUGUGUUAACUAAUUUUGCAGAACAGUGUCAAUCCAUAUCGAACCACAACUAAACACAUCUUGGAAUGCAUAAUGGAUUUAACGGGCGAUUUCAAUUAUUUGCAGAUGUCGUUGAAGGACGUGUAUAAAACCGACCGGGAAGAGAAGUUAGCUAUUUUACCAGACCUGAUGCAAAAACAACAGAUUAGCCUUGAGAUGAUUUUGGAGUUUUGCAGGUACUGCUGUCGAUUUCGUUUCCUUUACAAUGAAAUGCAUAAUUAUGCUACAAUCAAUUUAAUUUUGAAAUUUUCCGUACCUUACAUUUCCGUAUAAGUCACGAAGAAUGCAUUAGUGGUUCCAUGCUUAUAGCUCCUGUGUUCUUUGUGAUUCUCAGGGCAUUUAAACUAGACGAGGAUAGCGCUUUGUUGACGUAUGUAAGACAGCAAUUGCUCCCACCCUCCCCUCGCCCGCCGCUGGUGGUUUCACAAGACGGUGUGGAAGAAAUGAAUUAUCAAAGGAAUGUGCGCAAAGUGGUCCAUAAAAUUUCCUGCUCAAGUUCCCUUCUUAAACUGUUGGUGGAAGUAGGGUCAAAGGUAGGCUCGAAAAAUGACAUAAAAAACAGUCUUAGUUGCAAUACAUCUAUGAAAAACAACGUCCGUGAACUGUUGACGGAUAAAUAGCAUCAAAGAAAACUUCCAAACAGAUUAGAUAUCCAAACUGUAAUCAAAAUUAUGGUAAGUUACUCCCCGAUUUACACCAGCAAAACAUAUUUAGUUAAAAGAGAUUUGGCUGAAGAAAAAUCAGCCAUAAAAAAAUUUAAAAACUAACUUUUACGUAGGGGUCAAUUCAUCACUAACUUUUACUUUCGUUUCUUAAUUUGAAGUUGACAGACAUCAGUUUAAACAACUUCUAUGUAGGAAACAAUUUGAAACUGUUUCACAAAACAGCUUUAAAACGUGUUUUGGCUUUGAUGUGAAUGGGGUAUUACAGGGCGUGAAAUUGCAGACAAUCAGUUUUUCAAGGCGACCAAAUCCUAUGUUAGUCGCCAAAUUGAUUUUCAACAUAACCUUAAAGAGAUAUAGUGAAUUGAAAAGUUUCAAAAAAUAAAUCAGCUUUCCUCGUUAAAACGUGUGCAUUCGAUCGAUAACUAGACGCCAUCUUGAUGAUGAGCCUGAACGUUGUAUAUCAUCCAUCCUAGUGUCCACUUUGCAACGUUAAAGAAUCUUUUCCCUAACGUAAUUUUGGAGGGUCUAUCUAGAACGCUGACAGCUUAAAGAAAGAUUUUGUUUGUCUUUGAAAAUGGCGACCAACUUUUUUGAAUUGGCUACCACUUUGUAGAAUUUAGGAGCCAAGUGGCUAUCAGAAAAAAAAGUUAAUUUCACGCCCUGUAUUAGUUACAACUUUAUCAACCGUUGCCUCCCAUGAUUGAAAGUUACGCACCUCAGGGGGGUACCCUCAGGCUAGCUCAACCUUCAGAUAGAUUACCACCCUCAUGGCUGGAAAUUCGCCACACCCUAGGCACAAGCCCCUCGUUCUAGGCACCCUUCAACACUGAUUAGAUCGGUGGAAGGAAAAGACGAGUAGGGUGGGGAGGGAUGGGGUAACGCUUGUAAACAGCCGAAUGAACCACACAGGAUUGAAACACAACUGCUAUUAAAACCGCUCUCGAACACAAAGAUCCAACCGCGCGAGCCUCUGUGUUUUUGACAGUAAAUGUUGACCCUAAACGCCCGUUAAGCUCGCAGUGGUUAACAUGGUUUAAUUGUCAUCUAACUAAAUUCAAAUGUGAGGUAAACUUUCAUACCUUGCUUUUCAGGUGGAUCCGUAUGACUAUGAUACAAUUCUGUUCAUACUCAACCUGGUGAAGGAACUCUCUCAGGAAACUGCUUCAACUGUUGACAAGGUACGAAACCAACUCAUUGUUGCCUCAGGUCAGUUAACAUCCCUGUGUUGAUAUGACUUUUGUUCUUUAUGAUUUAAACAUGCUGCUUCUCGAUUAAACCGCGUGGAACUUUCGAAGGAUGUCGUGGGACAUAACGAUGUAAUUUUACGGAGAUUCUGAGGUCUAAGACAUCUGCUCCAAAGCUGAAAAACUCGAACAUAUGGCAUUGUAGUUGAAAUUUCUUUUUUUCUUGUGAACCUGCCAUGAAAGACUAGUCUGGUUUUUUUUUCCUCUUACAGGGUAUUCAGUUAUUGGACUACCUGUAUCAAUAUGAGCGAAAAGCAGUGCCAACCAGUUAUGAGAGAUCGUUUUAUUCUUCAUCACAGAAUACUGACAGUGAAAAGGUGAGGACCUAAAUGAAAUUUUAAAACGCUUGUUCUCAACCUCGACAUUUUUAAUUUUAUCGUUUCCUGGACAAAUAUUUAGACUUGGUAUGAAACAAUUUGAAGGGUGUGAAUGGCCCCUAUUUGAGUUCAUUCGGUCCAAUUAAAAAAAAAAAAAAAAGAAUUUCAUUGAAAUGGACCUUUGAUUUGGUAGUUCAAGACAGCGAGUUUAUGUCCCUAAAAACACUUGCGUAGCCUUUGCUGUCUCUUAGGUUCACCCUUUAACUCCCAAGAUCUGAUUUUUAACUCUCCCUUCUAGCUUCUACACAUAUCCUUGUAAAUUAAAUACAAGAAUUUGUUGUUAGAUCAAAGGAAGAAGUUCCAUGUUAAUCACUUCUGGGAGUUGUAGUGUUAAAAUGGUUUGAUAUAAUAUUAUAACUAACUGUCGACAGCCCAAUUUUUUUUUCACUUAGUUUUUGAAAUUGUUAAGCUUGUCUGUUUUGCUUUUGGUUUCUCUGGGUCCCUGAUUCCAUAUCAACAAAAUACAAUUUAGAGAGUGAGUUAACAGUGUACUGACAUUUUACGUCUUCACAGGCCACCUUGGACAACGAUAAACCGUUGUCCGUAAUGUCGAGAACGAGGCUCCCAUAUCAUUCUCUGCUUUACGGGAAUCCAUGGAAAAUUCUUGGUAAGUAGCUGAGUCAAUUUGGAUGUUUCAAUGUUUGUCUAUGUUGGACAGAUAUUGUUCUACCUGGCUCCGGAAAAGAUCCUUCGUGUUUGAAUUCAUGGUCAGCUUUUCUAUCUGAAUCAAUUUUCAGCUCCCGAGUUGUCUGAGGAAACAGUUCCAAAGCUUUUAGGCAUUGCUAACCUGCUCAAGGUGAGGCGUUUGUUGUCGACUAACAAGAUAUAGAUAUAUACGUUCCAAGGUAUACACUUUUAAGUUUUCCAAAGAAUAGCUAGCUGUUCACAGCUCAUUAGUGAAUCAUUUCUAAUGCCUCUAGUUUUUCCGACCUAUUUUUUCGAACCUUUUCCUUUUAAAGCUUUCCAGUGAUGAGAUGUACCUUACAGCUAUACGUAACUUAGCGCGAUCUUCAGUCGGUCCAGCGGUUCCUUGUAAUCUUGAUGUUGAUCCCAACAUAAGUGGUCUGAGUGUAAAUGAAGGACCGAGCCAACUGGUGAAGAACUACAACAGCGAAAAGGCCAAGAGUAUGCUGUACGCUGUUAACAACAAGGAGAUGGCCAUAGCCGCUGCCAAGUGGAUCGCUCAAAAUUUACCUCUAGGUAAUAAAAUAGUAGCAUUUUCUUUAGAAACAUCUCUUAGAUCUUUACACUUUUUAUACCUUAUAUUUCUCAAAGUUAAGGGGAAAGUCAAUAAUGAUAAAUAACAAUAUCUUUAUUUCUAUAGCGCUCAUUAACAAUAGCUCGUGGCGCAGUUCAACGAUAAUCAUCAUUCUAUAAAUCAUUCAUAGACCAUCAUUCUAUCGUAAAUAUCUUUAACAUACUAGCAACUUGAUAGUAGAAAAGCCGAUAAACGCGAGGUGAGAAGUAAGUGGCAGCGACAGCUUUACUUCCUGAGACAUGGAGAAACAAAGUCGCACAAGUUCAAAGUGGUUCCAAUUCGUUUGCGUAAUUCUGCAUCAAGGUCAAAAUUCACAGACUCUGAACGCCUGUUGUCGGUUUAAAGCUAGUCCGUAGCCUGACAUAUGACCUACCAAUCGACAAAAAUUAUUUGCGGGCUUAGUGAACUCAUCUCGACAUGUCAGUCUCAUCAAUGUUUGUGAUUUGCGGAAAGAGAGAACCGUAAUAUUUUCCCCGUCUGGCUUCCAUCCUAUAGGCGAGGAGAAAAUAGAUAUGCUGAAGACUUGUGUUGACCUUGCUAAGACUUGGAAAUCAGAAUGUUCUGAAAAGGUAUUGUAAUUUGUCUCCUAGGUUUUCUUCGAAAAAACCUUUACUCUUUAAAUAGAAUUAAAGCAUUGUCACUCGUGGCUCUCAUAGACCGGGAAUACUUAUGUUAUCUUUGAAAAAUUAGUGGUAUUAGGUAUGAGGUGUCACGCAUUAUCUCUUGACUUGUAUGGCAGCUGUGAAAGGUUUUGUUACACUUUUUUUCGUACCGACCAGUUUGAAAAGCACCACAUUUUGUAACUUUUGACAUAUUUCAGGAUGAAGAGAAGGCAAAACUCACCCAUAGCCGCUUGUUGGAGCUGUGUCGGGGCGUGGCCACUGAACAUGUACUCCACAAAUAUAACAUUGUAGACCCUUCCAUCGCUUCUCUAACAAGUAAACCGGCCAAACUGGUUUGUCAGCUGUAUGAGAAAUAUGGAGCGAGAGAACCAGGCACUGCUCACCUACCACCAGGUACUAGUAUUAACUCUUCAAAAGACCAACGAAGAAGCUCUUGUUACUUAUUUACGGCUGCUUUUAAAAUCUCCGUUUGCUUCCAUUCAAACAUGCGUCUGUAUUGUUUCCUGCAAUCCCCAAAUGCGUUUGAGGGGUCAAGAAUUACAGUCGGCUGAGUAUAUGCGGCUCGGUGGACUUAAUAAACGAGGAUCGUUGUCUUUACAUUUGCCAUUUUUAGAGAUCGGUAGUUGUUCGUUUGGUGCUGGUCAAUUUUAAUACCAGCGGCUGCUCAAGUGGUCGUUCCCAAAAGCGUCCAGCUCCAGUUAUGAUGGACACUCUUUUCUGCUUCCUUAAGGGAGCUCCAUUUUUAAUUUAUCGUUCAAAGAAGAGCUAGAGACUUCUUCGGCAUAUAAUUUUCGAAGAAUUAAGCCCUGUGUGAGCCCUCUUGUAUUGAUUUUCCCCCAAUCUGCCACCUAGACUAUGAUUUCUUUCAUUUAAACCGAGUUAAAGUGCUAAUGAAUUAUUUGUGUAGACAUCCACAAAACUGCGGAGGAAAUCGCAAGUGUGAACAAUACCAAGAUAGAGAAGAUCAGGCUUUAUUUAAUUGAGGUAGGAUAAACGCUUUACACAGGAAUAAGAGAAAACUUAAAAAAAACAAUUAGCAGCCGGUGUAAUGAACACGUUCAGCGCCCUCUACAUUUUUUUAAGUACCAUGGUUAAAUUAAACAUAAGUAAUCUUAUCAUUGUAUUCCUAAACAUAAUUGCUCAUACCUUGCAAUGACUGUCGUCUCUGUUUUCAGAAAUGGCUGCCUUCCUCAGCUGAAACAUCAAGUGACGCGGAGGUAAUAGAACGAACUUUCUUUUAGUAUGGCUUGUUCUGUUGGGCAAAACAACAAACAAAACCGGCAGCAUUUACCUCAGUGUAAUGAUGUAACUAUAUAUGCGUUAUUGACCAAGUCUAUGUCAAGAUGACUAGAUACUGGCCGAGUUUUUUUUCCCCCGAUUUUAUGGACCGAGAAUUGUUUAUUUCGAGAGGCGGGAAAGAGAGCCAACUGUGUUUGUAGGACAAACCCAUGAGAGUCGUCUAUGUUUCCUUUGUUUCGACUGUCUUCAGCCGCCUUUUGCAACUCUAUCGCCGAUGUAUGUACGUUUCAAAUUUGUUUUUGCGCGGGAUCAAAGUGGGCAAUCCCGAGCGGCUCGGGUAACCAAUCAGAACACAGGAUUCGCUUCCUAUUGACCACGGGCACUGCGAUAUAAUAAAUGUAUUCACAUACAUAAACAUGGUAUGUUCUCAUACUGAAAGAUAAUUCAUUGAAACAAGGAUAUAACCAGUCAAAGAGCACCUCUAACACAAGCGCCGUACAGUUAACCAGACAUCAACUUCUUUGCUCGAGGUCCAACGCUGAGAAUUAAACUUGAAAAAACCUCUAAGUUGAAUUUUGGACGAAAUUGGGUACUUAAACUUCCAGCCCCCGCGUUUUUCACAGUUGUCCACAGCUCCUUUUUCGUUGAAGCUUUUUAAAGCGCUUCUCAUCUUUCCAGUUAGCAGUUUCUUACGUCCCCUGCUCUGAUGAAGAACGUAAAAAGUACCCAAUUACUCAACAUGUUCACACCUAAAAUUACGCCUUUUUAGAUUUUAAAGUAAAAGUUGUUGUUAGAUGUUUACUAAUGAAAACUUGAUCUUCAGUUGAUCACACCUGUUAGUGAGGAAAAUAAUGAAAAUGAAGAAGAUGAGCAGAACUUGAAAAGGUGACUAAACACACGAAUUUUUCUUGUUGCAUGCUGAAUAUUUCAUUGAACUAGGAGACUAGUUUAUAUCAAGAGGGUCUUAGCAGGAAGGAAUAAGCAAUUUUGCAGAGCAUGUCUACCAUGAAAUUUUCCCUUGAUGAAAUAUUUCAAAUAUAUUUGCUUUUACUAAAUUUCUCGAUUUCUCCCUUCUGAAUUUCGAAGCUACCAAGGCCGAUUUGUUUAUCCCACAUGCAAUGCUCUUUACUUCGUCCGAGAUCUACAUUUCAGGCGUCAUAGUUUCUCGUCGUGCUAUGUUGAUCAUUAUUCUGACGUUUUCUCUUUUCGUCCAGGGUCAUCUACAUCAUGGAAAGUAACAGCGACCGACCAACUGCAGUUACAUUCCUUCUCAAUCUUGCAAACAAGGUAAGAUUCAAGGAAGGAUGAUGAUCAAAUCAUCUCUUUCAAGCGUAGAACAAGGAAAAAAAUUUUUACCAUCAGAAUUAAAACGGUAGACUUACUCUUACUGAUUAGCAUCUCCUUAGGGUACAGAAACUUAAGGCCUUGUACAAGGUUUUAAAUAUCUGGCUCGACGCCAGAAUCUGAAGUAUUUUGUAUGGAUAUGAGUACCAAUCAGUUUUAGGUGAUAUGUUUAUUUUUGUGUGUUUGGGUUUUUAGAAACAGUGGACUUUUGUCCUAUCUACUUACAUGUAAAAGUACUUUGAGUCGAUGUUACCAGGUGUUUUGCAACUGGCAGAUCCUUUUUUUUUGUUCCUGCCUUUAGAGAUCUCCAGCGCUUUUAACCCUUGAACCCCUAAGAGUGACUAGAAUCCAAAUUCUCCUUACCAUAUCACUCCUGAAUCACACAUUAUGGUAACAAGAAUAACGGAAAUGAUCACCAACUAAAGAGGCUCCUGAUUGUUAAAUAAAUUCUCCUCAGUAGCACCUUAAGAAAUGCAUGGAGAAGAGUAUAGAGAAAAUGUAUAUUGAUGUUAAGGCGUAAAGGGUUAAAGAUAAGCAUAUAAUCCCAAAUUUUUUUAAAGCGAUUUAUAAAGCCACACAAAACACACUGGUGACCUUUUAUUACUGUUCUAGACUGGGUCUUCGAGCACCUGUCGUCUACGUGCGCUUCGAACUCUUUUCGCCAUUGCUCCUGGAGAAUUCAUUGAAAAACUGUGCAAAACUUCAGUCAGCGUGAUCAGGUGAGAUAACGAAUUAGCUGAGGCUCGAACGAGUGUUCUGUAUCACAAGUAGCUACACAUAUUAAGUGCACGAAAGUAUUUCUUCUAUUGGGAGGCGAAUUGUGAUCUUUUUUUGUUUUAAAGGUGUAAUAUGAUUCGAUAUAGAUAGAAAUAAGAGAGAUGUUAAGUUUUUAGCUCGGUAAAGAAAUAGAGAAAGAUGUUUUUUUCGUCUUGUCACGAGCGUGGGACAAAGGAAAAAAUUCCGAGUCCCCAUGAGGAAUCGAACCUCAGACCUCUGGAUUCCGCGCUCCGAUGCUCUACCACCGCGUGUCAUAUGAACUUUGUAAUAGACCUCGCUCACCAUGGGGUCUCUGUGGCUCAGUGGUAGAGCAUCGGAGCGCGGAAUCCGAAGAUUUGAGGUUCGAUUCCGCAUGGGGACUCAGAAUUUUUGAAAGUUAACGGUCGUAACACUUUAGCAUGAUCGUUGAAUGUUAAGUCUAUACUCACCAUCUCUAACCACUUAACACCACAGUGAAGCGGACCCAUGGUCCGAGAUUAGUUUUUUCCGUUUUCAUAUAGAUCCCUAGGGCAGAACUUGAACUCAUUCAAAGGGCACCUACUCUUGACACGACAUAUUUUCCCACUAAUUUUGGUACCGUUGACAGGCAACAGAUGCAGGCUCUAGUUUGUCUCGCUGAGCUCGAGGGAUUACACAUACAGCAGUCGGCAAGCGCGUUUGACAAAUGCAACAAGGAAGGACUGGUACGAGGACUGUGGAGAAACCAUAAGCACGAGAGGAAGGUUGGUGCUGUCAUGUUGAAACACAUUCAACAGAUUUAGAGGGGUAUAAACCUAGGUGAAAUUAAAUGCGUGGAUACGUAAAUGUUAUUAGUCAAUGUUGCCAGUGUUGUUAGUCAAUUUUCUAAUUGUUGGCCACUAUCACCAACAUUAAUAGCCAGUACUUUCAUUGUUGGCCAAUAUUAAUGUUGUUUUCCGAUGUUGUGGGGCAAGGUCUUCGUGGUUGGUUGCUAAUGUUAACCAAUAGUGUUGGCCAAUAUUCAAGAGGUCCUUUGUAAGAUUUCAUUUAUCCUGGCUCAAAGUGCAUACUGUUUAUUUGUUUGUGCAGUUCUUUAUGAUUAUAUUUACUUCGCUAUUUCGCUAUUUAUUCUUGUAUCCAUGGAUGGAUUUUUUUUUAUUACUAUCCACUUCCUCUCAGGCUGUACGUCUUGUAGCGGACUUGUGUCUUGACAACAACAUAAACGAUCCUCAGCUGUGGAACAGUGUUCUUCAGCAGCUUCUGGCUUUUGGAAUGGUGAGUUAUAUUUAUCGAGUAGGUCACAUUUGAGCUGGACCAUUGAUACUAGGACAGCCCAUGCUUGACUGGUUUGGAAACAAGACUGGAAUACUAGGUCGGGGAAGAUAAAUUUGGGGUUGCUUGUAAUGUGCGAAUUAAAAAGUAUCCUGUUUCCAGACGUUUGAUUUCUUUCUUUUUUCUUCUUAGAAUGGUAUAGGAAAACCUCACACUAUUUCUCUUAAAGAAACGUACGAAAUGAUAGAAAAACCAAACUGAACGAGUCAAACAGCAAACUUUUUUCAGUUUUCUAUUUCCUCGACUUCGUGUUCUCAAUCUAAUUUCCUGGCUUUAAGAUGCUGAUUAAUAUUGACCAUGAACUAUGCACGCAUUCUGAUUGGUUCUCACUUAUGAUCUAUUGGAGGACAGACGUAUAGAUGACGUCAUCGUUAAAACUUUUUUUAAUUCUUUAUUAUAUAAAAAAAAUAGAUUCCAAGUUGCCGUGCGUCUGUUCAGUAAUAGAUUACAAAGCACGUCAAAAUGUGGUAAGAACAUCAGUGACACACUCGGUUGCGCCUCGUGUGCCACUUUUUUGUUCUUACCACAUUUUGACGUCAUCUGUGAUCUAUUACUGAACAGACGCACGGCAAUUUGGAAUCGUUAAAUGUAGUUACAACUUACAUGGCUGUCUCUGAAAAUCAUUCUACCUUUUCUACCUUUUUCAGAUAAAAUACCUUCGUCGGGUUCUUGUUAACUUAGCUGGGAUUUCUGACCUGUGGCAGGUAAGUGUUUGUUGUGAUUUUCAUCAUUAAGUACAAAAAUUAACCCUACCUGGUCAUUUUGUCAUUAUUAAGCUUUCUAUAUUUGAACUUCCAAGGUUCGCUGUUUGCCUCAAGUAUGGAGAAGUGUGCUAACAGCCCCCUUCAAAUCAGGUUUGUGGUGAAAACAUAUUUUAGUGCAGAGCUGUAAGCGAGACAUUUUUAACUGUUGUGAUCGCUUUGGUUUCACCUGCUGAAUUCCUUCAAAUGCUGAAGUUUCUAAAUGACUCAACAACUUUGGCAAGCGUAACUUUGGCAAGCGAGUGCUCAGUAUUUUAUGGCCGCCAUCUUUGAUUUUAAUGGCAGCGGAAGGCUGGGGAGCGAAAGGAGUUUGUACCAAGGAGGCGGUCGAUGGUCAAAAGUGAGGAGAGGGGUGAGGGUGGGGGAGUGAAGAUUACUUCUCGCCCCUCCCCUGCCCCCACCGUCCACUCUAACUCCAAUUCAAACAUGGCCGAUCAGAUAAACGGUCCCGUUUAAUAUUAACCGCUCACCCUAAUAACACGCCUGCAAUGCAGGUUAAGGGACUCUGAGUCCUAACACUGCGAAACAAAUUUUCUAUUUUCGCUCUCGGUUCUGAGGCCCAAGAAAAGAAUUGGACGCGAAAUUAAUUAAUCCGAUCCUAAAGGGCAAGCUGCAUUUCUAAUUUCUUACAACCUCUUUUUACCCUUUGACAUUCUUACCUGCCUUUUGAAUCGGAGGAGUUUGCGGCUGGUAUAUAUUUUCUUUUCCUUUUGCAAGGGGUGUUUAAUAAAACAAUCCUGAGAUGUUAGCUUUGUAACAUAUGCACCGUGUGCCACCUAACAGAUAUUUGUCUCGAGCUUCGUUUUUGUCUCGUAGUUUCUACACCGUUAUCAGAGGAGGAGGUCGCUGCUUGUGAAGAAUCUGCAUCACUACUACAGAGGUAAAGAAGUCGGUUUGGUUCGAAAACUGAGGUUUCUUCUUUGGCAGUGUCGACAAAAAGAUGCUUUAUAAUCGCAUAACGUUUCAUCCUUCAAAGGUUUAAGCCGCCUCUCUUUCAUUUUAUUUUGACCUUUUGCCCAUGGAAAGCAAUUGUUUACACUUUACAAAUUUCAGAAGAAGUAUACUAAGAUUUUGGAAGCGUAAUGGACCAGUGUCAUGAGCGCUUGACCCUGUUCGAGAGAGUCGUCAUUAUGAGGUGUUUCAAACAAGUCACUUGACUCUUAAGGUGCUUCUCUCACUUAAAUGGCUACCAUCAGACUGUCGCAUAAGCCUGAUUAAAUGCAGGAAAGUGGUCAUUUACCCUGGGUCGGGUUGUUCAAAGCUGGAUGAAGAUAACCUCGCUUUAGUGUAAAAUUUUAUUUCAGAUCUGAAAGCUUUAAAAGAAAAGUCAGUUUAAAUAUUUUUGUCUACAAUUUGCUGAUGGGAUGCUCUUAAAAGAAUAGAGAAAAUCAUCCCAAACAGGCUCUUUAACUGAGAAAUAGAGAAACCCGGAUCAAAAUUUAACUCUGGGUUAGUGCUAAUCAGCUUUCGUACAACUGGGCCCCGGACUAUAACCCCAUCUUGUCUUAGAAGUAGUAUACCCUUGUCGCUUUAUGCUACUGACCGCCACACCAUCAUCCUGAUUGAAGUUGAUUGUUCCAGAAUGAAUCAAGUGUUUUGUUUUCAAGCCUAUGAUCUUUCCUUCAAGAUGUCCUAUCCUCCUUGACCUUGAUGUGUACUCCAUCGCAGUGCAGUUCCACAAAGUUGGUCUCCAGGCCCACUCACUGGCCUGUCUCCUUCUAAUCCCGUCAAGUAGUGCGCGCGAAAAGCAUAUUCAGGUUUGAUAUCAGAGGGUAUCUUCACUAUUUUCAAGCAACUUUGCGAAGCUAUGUUGGUUGGCAAUUUUGUUAUCGAACGUGGAUAUAAGUUCAUAUGGGCCUUAACAAUGAUAUAUUUAACACCACAAAUCUUCUAAAGAAACUGUGCUGCUGCGUCGGUGGGAUAUAUUACACGAUAAUUUGGUUUUAUUAACUGAGUUGAUACUUAAAAUUGGCCACCGUAGAGAGCUUCUGAAGCUGAUGUUUUGAGCGUUAAUCCUUCGUCAGAGCGAAGGGCUAUCACCAGAGAAUUGGGUUGUUUUUUAUUGUUUUUAGUGGAGAUUUUUUUUUUUUUAAGUCUCCCUUAUCAUUUUAAACGACGUUUCUCUUUCUUUCAUCCCUGUUCAGGCACUGCUGGAGACAAACUGUGUGAAUGUUAUUCUUGCUCAGUUGGACGAACAACGUCAAAGAGGAAACACGUUAAUCCAACCUGAUGCUGUAAGCAUUUGUUACUAUUGCUACUGGUUUUGUUGUCGUUGUUGAAAUUUCUCUCAUUAAAAAAUUGUGUUCAGAUUCCUUUGCGGAAAAAAGAACCCUCUAAAAUUUGCCUCGUUCCCAAAGUGUGACUUCGUAACUCAGUUGUUGGUAGCCUCAACUAGUAUCUGCGGGGUAUGGGUUCGAUUGAUUACACUGCAGUCCACAAGCUGAGGAUCAUUUCUUUGUUUAUUUUACUCGUCUGCGAAACCUUUUUUCCGUUGUUUUUUCUCUUUUUGCAUGACAUAAACAUUUUCUGUACCAGACAAAUAAAAUCACAAGAAAAGUUCAAAAGGAUGUGUCGUCCAACUUCAAUAAGAUAAGGCGACCAGACGUUAGACGUUUUAUUACCUCACCGUUGGUAUUCAAAUUUCUUUUUCAUUCUUAUCGUCCAUAGGUUGAACAGGAGGUGUUUAAAUAUGUCGAACAAAAACAAGAGUAUCAGGUACGUGGGAAUGAUGCUGUGAUUUUUAGUGAGACGACAACCUAGUCAUUGACUUCGAAUUCUCGAAAUUUCUUGUUUUGCUUUUAGAUACUCCUCGGUACAGCUUAUUUUGACAAAUUGCUUAAAUUCCUUAUCAUGGGCAAAAACAUCAACGGGAUUCUACUCAAGACAAUACAAGCUGGCAGGUAACUGAUAUAAUACUACUAGUAACUUCAUUGAAAUGACUAAUGGACAUUAACGACUUGAUGUCUUUUCUUUAUAAACACGAUAACAGUCACAUGAUAAAACGAUAUAUCUUAAACAUUAAAGCCGGCGACUCCGAUAGCUGCGAUCGGCGAAAAUCGCCAGGUGUGCCCGAUGCGGUGAUUGCGAUUUCGCCGAAAACUUUAUCCUUGAUGUCUCAUAUUGUCCAACAACUAACACUCCACUUUCUGAAGAAACGCCCUUGUCAAGGUUCGUUAAAAAGGGUUCAACCCUUUCGUUGCCAGUACCUAUAUAUAAAUUCUAUCACCAUACUUUUUUAUGCUGUUAGCUCUGAGAACCUGGUGUUCAAUCUAGCAAUGUCCCCCUAUUUUAUAAUUUUCAGUUCAAGCGUAUCUCUUUUUUGGAGCAUCAAUCUAUUUCAGCAAAUGUUUGAGAAUUGGGGAUUGAAAUGUUUGUAAUACUGUGUAUCAACUGAGGUCUGAACUAAGAUAUUCACUGCAUUGCUAUUCGUGAGGUAGACCUUUCAGCCCUUAUUCUAGAUAUUUCUCCAUAUUAGGUAAGAGUUACUUCGCCCUCGAUGUCAAGCAGAGCAAAUUCUUUUGUUAUACGUUGAUGUCACCACCAACCCCAGGAGAAAUAAAAAUAGUAUUCCAACGAGCAGUAAACUUAAAUUUUUCUUUUCUUCUUGGCUGCAAUUUCUUCGUUUCAGGUUGGAAAAUGCAAUACAACUUGUCCAACUUUUUCACCAAGCGCACCUUGAUAUGCCGUCGGCACAGUAUAUAACAUCUCACCAGAUGAAAGGGUUUGACGAACUAUGGGUAAGACAUGUUCUUUUAAGUAUGAGACAAAAACGGUGCUCCCUUUCUCCCGGUGGCUUUGCUACCAAAAAUGUUUUUCCUUCAACGGAAAUCAGCUAGGAAUAUAUCUCUUUUGGAGUGCCUACGCACCCCGAGCGUGAGCCUUGUCAUCAGCCGGUGCCGCGGAAAAUUAACCUUUGAAGGUACUUCUCUUGCACUCACUUAAAAGGAUUGUCAGUGCAAGUGCUUAAGAAAUCUUUUCCACGACUCCAUUUGCCUCAGCUUCAGUGGUUUCAUUUGUGUACUUCACAGUUUUUUACAGUCUACCAUCCGACUACUCACUCUUGUAGGAACGCAGAUAGACAUGCCAAUUUUCACUAGAAAAUGGAACGCAGUAAGAUUCUACUUGAAUUUGUUUUGUUAAGUGUCAUGACAUGUUUUUCCCAUCUUCCCUACAGACGUUUCUGGAGAUGCACGGGAUGUUAGACGCCUGUCUACCAUUUCUUCCCAAGUUAGAUGCUGACCAAAAGGAUGAUGAGCCUGCAGGGCACCAGACCCAGUCCUUUUGGGUUCAAGAAGGGGAAGAAACAAUUGGACAAACAAUGGAACAAAGUGCUAUCGAUGAUCAGCGUGACCACUUUAUGUUAACGCUGACAGAUUGCAGCAUGGAGGUCCCGCUGUAACAAGGGAACCAAUAGUACCUGUUAGUCAUUUCUGCGUAAGCGUGGUUGAAAAUGGAUACUAAAACAAUGCAAUAGAAGUUGUGUAGAAAAUUGUGGAGUG
Pocillopora meandrina is the source of this 44030-nucleotide messenger RNA. The record is from the annotation of a GenBank genome assembly. Lineage: Eukaryota; Metazoa; Cnidaria; Anthozoa; Scleractinia; Pocilloporidae.